Tilletiopsis washingtonensis is the source of this 973-nucleotide messenger RNA. RefSeq names its product putative RPL5-60S large subunit ribosomal protein L5.e. Gene Ontology annotation, molecular function: structural constituent of ribosome; 5S rRNA binding. The record is from RefSeq and is a predicted model, not a curated record. The transcript has 3 exons. NCBI's taxonomy places the organism in Eukaryota, Fungi, Basidiomycota, Exobasidiomycetes, Entylomatales. Bases 1 to 891 code for a protein of 296 amino acids. Gene Ontology annotation, biological process: translation; ribosomal large subunit assembly. Gene Ontology annotation, cellular component: cytosolic large ribosomal subunit; ribosome.
AUGCCGUUCGUCAAGCAGGUCAAGAGCUCGCCGUACUUCAGCCGCUACCAGGUCAAGUACCGUCGCCGCCGCGAGGGCCGCACGGACUACUACGCCCGCAAGCGCCUCGUCGCCCAGGCCAAGAACAAGUACAACGCGCCCAAGUACCGCCUCGUCGUGCGCUUCAGCAACAAGUACGUCUCGGUGCAGAUCAUCUCGGCCAAGAUCCAGGGCGAUGUCGUCCUCACGCAGGCGAGCUCCAAGGAGCUGCCGCGCUACGGCGUCAAGCACGGCCUGUCCAACUGGACUGCUGCCUACGCCACUGGCCUCCUGUGCGCCCGUCGCGCCCUCACCCUGCUCGGCCUCGCCGACAAGUACGAGGGUGUGACUGAGCCCGACGGAACGAUGACCGAGACGGAGGCGCUCGAGGGUGACGACGAGCCGCGCCCGUUCAAGUGCUUCCUCGACGUCGGCCUGAAGCGCACGUCGACGGGUGCCCGUGUCUUCGGUGCCCUCAAGGGCGCCUCGGACGGCGGCCUGUACGUGCCGCAUUCGGAGAAGCGCUUCCCCGGCUACGACGCCGAGACGAAGGAGCUUGACGCCGAGGUGCUGAGCGGCUACAUCCGCGGCUCGCACGUCGCCGAGUUCAUGGAGUCGCUCGAGGAGGAGGACGACGAGCGCUUCAAGAAGCACUUCUCGUCGUACCUCGAGGACGACAUUGGCUCGGACGACAUCGAGGGCAUCUGGGAGGAGGCCUACGAGAAGAUCCGCGAGGACCCCGAGUACAAGCCGACGGACAAGUCCAAGGACUGGGCCGCCGAGAGCAAGAAGUACAAGGCCACCAAGCUCACGUACGCCGAGCGCAAGGCCAAGGUGCAGGAGAAGAUUGCCGCCUUCAAGGCCGGCAAGUAAGCCUCUGCUGUGCCGUUCCGCCUGCUCGUCACCCUGUAUUUCCCCUCUCUCUCCCCUCGCAUCUCAGAAUCGUCCCCCUCCC